AAUGGCGUCGCUAGAAUCACGUACAAUCGACCGAAAAAGAAUAACGCCUUUGAUGCUGCAGUCUCGAAUGCUCUCGUGACUGUUCUUGCGACGCUGAACGAGGAUCGACGCACGCUCGCGAUCGUCAUCACAGGACGUGGCACCUACUUCUGCACGGCCGCGAAGUUCGACGAGAUGCUCCACCCAACGCAUCCAAUGGAACUUCACGCAGACCUGACAAUGGGAACCUUGACCUUGUUCGACUCGUUCAUCACAUUCAGCAAACCAAUCGUAGCAGCCGCGAACGGCCCGGCGUUUGGCGGCGGCGUGACCCAGGCCACUCUCUGCGACAACGUGGUCUCCUCGCGACACGCUACCUACUCGCUACCGUUUUCUCACUGGCGGGUUUCCCCUGAAGGUUGUUCAUCUGCGCACACGGCCCGCGUCGUUGGUGCUGGCAAAGCGCGGAGGAUGCUCGCGGGCGGAUGGAUCCCCAACGCAGAUGAAGCGAAACUCAUUGGCCUGGUUGCUCAAGUUUCGGACGCUUCGAUUCUUCUCGAAUUGGCGGAUAAAAGGAUUCAAAACCUCAUGUCUGAACAUCGCAGCCGCGCUUUUUAG
Messenger RNA from Aureococcus anophagefferens, 597 nucleotides. RefSeq lists its product as hypothetical. The annotation marks the transcript as partial. Lineage: Eukaryota; Pelagophyceae; Pelagomonadales; Pelagomonadaceae. The transcript has a single exon. The record is from RefSeq and is a predicted model, not a curated record.